CCUGGUGUCGCGCUUGCCUGCUCUCGGCUCCUCCCAGCCGAACAGCACCUCCGAUUUCGCCCUUGAGGCCUUCCCAGCAGUAAUCCAGCUGGCUCCCGCCAACGAUUAUUCACUCCGCGCAGUUUUCCCAGCGUCCUAGCCCAAUCAACUUCCAAAGACCUUUCAACUUUGAUCUCGCUUAAACUAAAUUCUUUCUACAGAUGAGUCCUUUUACUCUUCUCUGGCUCUCCGCGCACGAAAGUUAUAUCGUGCGGUGGCAGGACUGUACUUUCUGUAAUGCUUGAUGAGUUCUUUGUGUACGUGCUGUUCUUUUACAAUAAUCGGCCAAACCAGGGCUGUCAGAUUGAGAAGUCACUGGAAAGAACGUAAUAAAUAUGUUCGGUAGUGAUCCUCAAAGAUGAGGGCCUUCCCUGGACGUAGUCUGGUGCGCUGAUUUGGCGCCUGGGAAGAAAUGCAUCUUUUGGUCAAACCUGAUUUAAAGAUAUGCGUCCAGUGCCCUGGGAGUGUGCGAAAUUUGUCAGAAGUGGCCCUUUAUUGUAAGCAGACACCAGAGCUAAUGUUGCACGCCCGCUGCUGCCUGAAUCAGAAGGGCAUCAUCCUGGGGCUGGAUCUCCAGAACUGUUCUCUGAAGGACCCAGGUCCAGACUUUGCUCAGGCACAUACUGCUGUCAUCAUAGACCUGCAAGCAAACCCCCUCAAGGAUGACUUGGCCAACACAUUCCGUGGCUUUACCCAGCUCCAGACUCUGAUACUACCACAAGAUGUCAACUGUCCUGGAGGUAUUAAUGCCUGGAAUAUUGUCACCACUUAUACAAACUAUCAAACCUGCCAAGGGCAAAGGAACCUUUGCAAUAGCACAGGGGAUACAGAAAUAUGUCCUGAGAAUGGAUCUUGUGUGUCUGAUGGUCCAGGUCUUUUGCAAUGUAUUUGUGCUGAUGGAUUCCAUGGCUACAAGUGUAUGCGCCAGGGCUCCUUCUCGCUGCUUCUGUUCUUUGGGAUUCUGGGAUCCACCACAUUAUCCAUCUCUAUCCUGCUUUGGGGGACCCAACGCCGAAAAGCGAAGGCUUCAUGAACCACAUAAGUCUUCCUUCAGACCUAAAGAACACCGCGAUCCCACUUAGCCCAGCCAGCAAGAUUUGCUUCCGAUACCGGCUGGCCAGAGGAUCCUGCGCGAGGCCGAGGUUGAAAGGAAGAUGGGACAUUGCGCUAUGCUGGAGCAUCAUAUUCCAAUCCAGGAGUGGACUAGUACCAGUUCCCAUUUGUGCUGUUAACGAUAAUAAACCUUU
Pteronotus mesoamericanus is the source of this 1286-nucleotide messenger RNA. RefSeq names its product all-trans retinoic acid induced differentiation factor (gene ATRAID). Lineage: Eukaryota; Metazoa; Chordata; Mammalia; Chiroptera; Mormoopidae. Gene Ontology annotation, cellular component: intracellular membrane-bounded organelle. The record is from RefSeq and is a predicted model, not a curated record. The transcript has 7 exons. The coding region runs from base 452 to 1072 and encodes 206 amino acids. Gene Ontology annotation, biological process: positive regulation of osteoblast differentiation.